CAGGAAAAACGACUGUUUGAAGAUCCGCAUUUCCCCGCACAAGACAGCUCUUUAUUCUUCAGCAGGAGACCACCAAAGAGGAUUGAAUGGCUUAGGCCUGGAGAAAUUGUUCGCGAACCUCAGCUCAUCACUGAAGGUCACUCUCGCUUUGACGUUAUUCAGGGAGAACUUGGCGACUGCUGGCUGCUAGCUGCUGCCGCCAAUCUCACGCUGAAGGAUGAACUGUUUUAUCGUGUCGUUCCUCCAGAUCAGUCCUUCACUGAGAACUACGCCGGUAUCUUCCACUUCCAAUUCUGGCAGUACGGAAAAUGGGUCGAUGUUGUGAUCGACGAUCGUCUUCCUGCAUCCAAUGGCGAGCUGCUUUAUAUGCACUCGAAGAGCAACAAUGAGUUCUGGAGUGCUCUUUUGGAAAAAGCUUAUGCCAAGUAUAUAGUGGAUCAUUUUCGAGAU
This is a messenger RNA of Strongylus vulgaris, 450 nucleotides long. The record is from the annotation of a GenBank genome assembly. NCBI's taxonomy places the organism in Eukaryota, Metazoa, Nematoda, Chromadorea, Rhabditida, Strongylidae.